UGUCGUGAGGUACUGUCCUGCGGGGCUGUUUCCGGCUUGGUGCUGAUGGAACUGAGCGGGCCCGGGAGUUCUGAGUUUCCGCGGCCCCGGAGCCGCGAGAGCACGGGCUUAGCGCCGCCCGGAGCCGAGUCCCAGCUAAACCCCAGGGUCGGCCCGAGGCGUGGCCGGAGCCAGCGCGCUCUCGGGGUUUUCCGUGCCGGGGCCGCGUCACCGUACAAACUCCUCUCCGACUUCUUCUGCCCGGGCCCGAGGCCUCCGACGGUCUGCACGGAACGGGACGGGAUGGCCGCCGGGUUCCCGACAGCUUCGUGUUGGGGAUUACUGUCAUUCAAGGAUGUAUCUGUGGAGUUCACCCGGGAUGAGUGGCAGUUGCUGGAUUCUGCGCAGAAGCACCUGUACAGGGACGUGGUCCUGGAGAACUAUAGCCACCUGGUGUCCGUAGGGUAUCAUGGUACCAAACCUGAUUUAAUCUUCAAGUUGGAGCAAGGACAGGAGCCAUGGAUAAUAAAUGCCAGAGUUUCCCGUCAGAGCUAUCCAGAAAAUUGGGAAGACUGGUACCAGAUAAAUCAAGAUGAGCUUGAAAAUGUUGAGAGAAGUUAUACUUGUAGCACGUUUGGAAAACUUCAUCUGAGCAGAACCCAUGUUUCUUCAAGACAAAGAAUCCACAAGUAUAACACACAUGGGAGGAGUCUGACACAAAACUCAGGUUUGACCAGAAACUGUCUGAGGAAAAAUCCUGAAAAAUUUCACGGGUGUGAAGAAUCCUAUUUUCUUAAGCAUCAAAGAGCUCAUGGUGUGGAAAAAACCUGUGUGUGUAACGAAUGUGGGAAAGCUUUCCGUUGCAAGUCGCAGCUGAUCGUCCACCUGCGGACUCACACAGGAGAGAGGCCUUACGAGUGCACUAAGUGUGAAAGGGCGUUCAGCGCCAAGUCCAACCUCAAUGCCCACCAGAGGGUCCACACGGGAGAGAAGCCCUACUCCUGCGGCGAGUGCGGGAAGCUCUUCUCCUUCAGGUCGCAGCUCAUCGUCCAUCAGGAGGUUCACACGGGCGGGAAGCCGUACGGCUGCAGUGACUGUGGGAAAGCCUACAGCUGGAAAUCCCAGCUCGUUUUGCACCAGAGGAGCCACACAGGAGUGAAGCCGUAUGAGUGCGGCGAGUGUGGGAAAGCCUUCAGCUUGAAGUCCCCGUUCGUCGUCCACCAGAGGACGCACACGGGAGUGAAGCCCCACCAGUGCAGCGACUGUGGGAAAGCCUUUCGGAGCAAGUCCUACCUCCUGGUUCACGUCAGAAUGCACACAGGGGAGAAGCCGUACCAGUGCGGCGACUGCGGGAAGGCCUUCAACAUGAAGACACAACUGGUUGUUCACCAGGGAGUCCACACAGGAAAUAACCCCUAUCAGUGCAGCGAGUGCGGGAAGGCCUUCGGGAGGAAGGAACAGCUCACGGCGCACCUGAGAGCGCAUGCAGGGGAGAAGCCCUACGGGUGCAGUGAGUGUGGGAAGGCUUUCAGCAGUAAAUCCUACCUCGUCAUACACAGGAGGACACACACAGGAGAGAGACCCUACGAAUGCAGUUUCUGCGAGAGAGCCUUUUGUGGGAAAUCCCAGCUCAUCAUACACCAGAGGACUCACUCCACAGAGAAGCCCUACGAGUGCAGCGAGUGCGAGAAGGCCUAUCCGAGGAAGGCUUCGCUUCAGAUCCACCAGAAAACUCACUCAGGAGAGAAACCUUUUAAAUGUAGUGAAUGUGGGAAGGCCUUCACCCAGAAGUCCUCCCUCAGUGAGCACCAGAGAGUCCACACGGGGGAGAAGCCGUGGAAAUGCUCCGAAUGUGGAAAAUCCUUCUGUUGGAACUCAGGGCUGCGCAUACAUAGAAAAACUCACAAGUGAGGAAUUGAAGUGAAGUAGACGUUAGAAACUUUCUCACAGAAGUUGGUCCUCAGGAGACUGGGUGGUAGUGUAGACGGGACGCACAAGCAGGAAGUCCUAAAAACACUCCUCUGCUGGUGAAGUCUGAGAGAUGGUCGUGUUUGCGAUGAAUGAGCAGAAGCUUCGAGAAAGAAGUCCCAUAAGUCUCUGUGACAAGAACUGAAGGAAUGAGGAGCAAUGACAUCAUUAGGAAGAUAAAAAUCAGAGAAUUCAUAUUUAAAACCUCCUAAAUUUAAUAAAUCAGAAAAGCAUUUUCCCAUAGAAAAUGUGUUAUAUAUGGAGAGCCACGUUCCAGAUUUGAAGCUGUGUUUUAGAGUGAAGAAAACCUAAAUUAUAAAUGGUAGAUUUUUUCAUGGUGGAGUAUAAAAUUGUUUUUUAUUUUAAUAUGUAAAUAAAGUGAGGGUCAGGAAAAUGGCAAGGAACAUGUUCUGAGGGUUGAGAGAUAUUUAGUGUGACUUUUCCUGAGUAACACAAAGUAGCAUUUUAAAAAUUUUUGGUAUUUUAUUUUUUAAUGUAACUUGUUAGACAACUUGGUAGUUUGUGGAAUACCACCCCCCCAAUAUUCUCUAUAUUAAAUGCUAUAUAUCAGU
Suricata suricatta (meerkat) is the source of this 2519-nucleotide messenger RNA. RefSeq names its product zinc finger protein 26 (gene ZNF26). The record is from RefSeq and is a predicted model, not a curated record. Gene Ontology annotation, biological process: regulation of transcription by RNA polymerase II. The transcript has 5 exons. Gene Ontology annotation, molecular function: DNA-binding transcription factor activity; RNA polymerase II cis-regulatory region sequence-specific DNA binding. Bases 46 to 1890 code for a protein of 614 amino acids. NCBI's taxonomy places the organism in Eukaryota, Metazoa, Chordata, Mammalia, Carnivora, Herpestidae.